Messenger RNA from Saccostrea echinata, 660 nucleotides. Its product is annotated as protein IMPACT homolog. Lineage: Eukaryota; Metazoa; Mollusca; Bivalvia; Ostreida; Ostreidae. Gene Ontology annotation, biological process: regulation of translational initiation. The transcript has 3 exons. The record is from RefSeq and is a predicted model, not a curated record. Gene Ontology annotation, cellular component: cytoplasm. Bases 1 to 660 code for a protein of 219 amino acids.
AUGGGCUUUUUCUUUGCAAGAAGGGAUAUUGAUAGAGGGAAGGAGAUCAGAUAUGACUAUGGUGAUCCCAUGCCCAAUGGACAAUCUUCCUUGGAGUUCAUCACUCAUCAGUCCACAUUUAAAACAAGAAUUGUGGAACUAAAUAGUAAAUAUUGGAGUGAAAAUAUCAAAACGAGAGUUGUUGGAGACAAGCUUGUUUUUCCCAAUGGGUCUGUUUACCGAGAUAAAGUAAAUACACCAAAACCAGAAGAAAUUUUACAAAUUGACCAGAAUGAACAGCAGAAGCUAGAGGAAAUCGAAGUUAAACGCGCCAACACUCUCUCAGAAUCAGGAAAUCAAAUUAGCGCAGCUGCAGUUGAGGUAGAGACAUAUGCAAAAGUUCGGAACUUCUAUAGGAAAAUUUCCAUGGAUCCAGUUUAUGGGCGUGCCAAUCACAAUAUACUGGUAUACCGUUUUAAAGACAAUUCUGGGACUAUACAUGACCGAUACUGUGAUGACGGCGAAUUUGGAGCUGGAAGGAAAAUGCUUAAAAUUCUGCAAGAUCAAAACUUGACAAAUGUGUCCGUUGUGAUAUCGCACAUGAUGGGAAAGCAUCUUGGUCCGAAACGCUUCGAUAUAAUGGAAAAAGCGUUAUUUGACACCCUCAAAGAACUUUUGUAG